Sinocyclocheilus anshuiensis is the source of this 1170-nucleotide messenger RNA. RefSeq names its product eukaryotic translation initiation factor 5A-1. Gene Ontology annotation, biological process: positive regulation of translational termination; positive regulation of translational elongation. Gene Ontology annotation, molecular function: ribosome binding; RNA binding; translation elongation factor activity. The transcript is spliced from 6 exons. NCBI's taxonomy places the organism in Eukaryota, Metazoa, Chordata, Actinopteri, Cypriniformes, Cyprinidae. Bases 519 to 986 code for a protein of 155 amino acids. The record is from RefSeq and is a predicted model, not a curated record.
AGGCGCUCCCACCCGUCCUAGAAAUUAAAGAGCGAGGGUGAAUGCGCAUGCGCGGUUAGGAGGAAACGGCUGAGGUUCAUUUCAUGCUAUGUGUGGUCGACUUCGCACCGAUCAGAGUGAGAGAGCGAGGGACAGAGAGUAAGGAAAAGGGAGUUUAGGAUUCACGCUUUGGGUCAGACAACUGAACGUGUUGCUUAAACUGCAAGAGGAGAACACGAAACGUCUGUAAUGACAGCAGAGUCAAGUGAAUUAAGUGAAUAAACACAAGCGGCAUUGCGCGGCUGAUAGCAAGAGAGGCAGAUAGAUCCGAGAAGAGAAGAGAGGAAAAAGGGAUAUCCAGUCGGACUAACUAGUUGGGUUGCCCCGAAAGCGUGGACAAGGCUGUAAACCAGCUUAUGCAAAACUAGGGAGGCAUGAGACUACAAUUAAUGAAUGGCAGCGCUGGGUUUUAAGGAUUAAAAUUCCACGUGAUUUUAAUUUCUUGAAGGAUGAGAAAGGAAAUUUGUUUCAGAUAAAACAUGGCGGAUGCUGACCUGGACUUCACAACAGGCGAUGCUGGUGCCUCUGCUACCUACCCCAUGCAAUGCUCUGCCCUGCGCAAAAAUGGUUUUGUGGUGCUAAAAGGUCGACCAUGCAAGAUUGUGGAAAUGUCCACAUCUAAGACCGGCAAACAUGGACAUGCCAAGGUUCACAUGGUGGGCAUUGACAUCUUCUCUGGCAAAAAGUAUGAGGAUAUCUGUCCCUCAACCCACAAUAUGGAUGUCCCUAACAUCAAAAGAAUGGACUACCAGCUUAUUGGCAUACAGGAUGGCUACCUGUCUCUGCUCCAGGACAGCGGUGAGGUCAGAGAAGACCUAAAAAUGCCAGAAGGAGACCUGGGCAAAGAGAUAGAAAGCAAGUUUGAUGCCGGUGAGGAAAUCCUGAUCACUGUCCUGUCUGCUAUGAAUGAGGAGGCUGCAGUAGCUAUCAAAGCCAUGGCUAAAUAAAACACAGCAGGUAUAUGGAGCUCUUACUGCUGUGUGCACAUACUCACCUGCUAACUAGGCCCGGAGUGACUGUGCCUCACCAGUGUGCUUGCAGCAAAGCACUUAUUCAAAUGUUUACUUUUACUUUAAACAAUAAAACAAACACCGUAUUAUUAUUAAUAUUAUUAUUAUUAUUAUUAUUAUU